Molecule: messenger RNA, 1840 nt
Organism: Acomys russatus (golden spiny mouse)
Lineage: Eukaryota; Metazoa; Chordata; Mammalia; Rodentia; Muridae
Gene: Ust
Product: uronyl 2-sulfotransferase
Exons: 8
Coding region: 498-1721 (407 amino acids)
Cellular component (GO): membrane
Molecular function (GO): sulfotransferase activity
Source: RefSeq, a predicted model, not a curated record
GCCUGAGAGAAAGGGGAGGGGAGGAGUGGAGGGAAGCCCCUGUCAAGGAGGUGGAGCAAGAGGGUAGUGUCCGCCUCCCGAUCCUCCCUGCCUUGAGCUAGCCUAGCCUGAACCGGGACCAAACACGCCGCCCGCGACCCACACAAAGCCCGGGGGGUCCACGCUGGCGCUGGAGGCGAGCCGGGAGCGAGCCCGGGGCGCGGCGGGACCUGGGGUGCGGGGCUGCUAGCCGGACGCGGGACCGGACGCGGGCUGCGAUCGCCACCCCCACGCCGGGGCCCGGGACAUCUCGGGCCCUUUGGGGCCGCUGCGGACGGUGGGGACCAAGAUGAGGAGAGUGCCCUGAGCUUGGCAACUUUGGCCCCUCCCCGCCCCCACCCGCCUGCCCUCGGCGAGUCCCCGUCCAUGUGCAGACGGCCGGGCAGGCGCUCCGGCUGGCAGCGGAUGGGUGACCUCUUCCUGGCCCGGGCGGGCUGUGCGAGGCGGCGGAGCCGGCGAUGAAGAAGAAACAGCAGCAGCAUCCCGUCGCCGGCGCGGAUGCCUGGCCCCAUGGGGCCCCUGUCGGGGGCGCCCCUCCGUGCCUGGGCAGCUGCAAGCGCCGGAACCCGCUGCUGCCUUUCCUGCGCUUCUCCCUUCGGGACUACGGUUUCUGCAUGGCUACCCUGCUGGUCUUCUGCCUGGGCUCCCUCUUCUACCAGCUCAGCGGGGGACCCCCUCGCUUCCUGCUUGACCUGCGGCAGUAUUUGGGAAAUUCCACUUACUUGGAUGACCAUGGACCACCUCCUAGUAAGGUGCUUCCCUUCCCCAGCCAGGUGGUGUACAACCGAGUCGGCAAGUGCGGCAGCCGCACUGUGGUCUUGCUUCUGAGAAUCUUGUCAGAGAAGCACGGGUUCAAUUUGGUCACGUCAGACAUUCACAACAAAACCAGGCUUACUAAAACUGAACAGAUGGAACUGAUUAAGAAUAUAAGCACUGCGGAACAGCCCUAUUUAUUCACGAGACAUGUCCACUUCCUCAACUUCUCAAGGUUUGGAGGCGACCAGCCCGUCUACAUAAACAUCAUUAGAGACCCCGUCAGUAGGUUUCUAUCUAACUAUUUUUUCCGUCGCUUUGGAGACUGGAGAGGGGAACAGAAUCACAUGAUCCGCACCCCCAGCAUGAGGCAGGAGGAGCGCUACCUGGACAUCAAUGAGUGCAUUCUGGAAAACUACCCUGAGUGUUCCAACCCCAGGCUGUUUUACAUCAUUCCAUAUUUCUGCGGACAGCACCCCAGAUGUAGGGAGCCUGGUGAGUGGGCGCUGGAGCGUGCCAAGCUGAACGUGAAUGAAAACUUCCUGCUUGUGGGGAUACUGGAGGAGCUGGAGGACGUGCUGCUUUUACUGGAAAGAUUUUUACCUCAUUACUUCAAGGGCGUGCUCAGCAUCUACAAGGACCCAGAGCACAGGAAACUGGGCAACAUGACUGUGACCGUGAAGAAGACUGUCCCCUCUCCCGAGGCCGUGCAGAUUCUCUACCAGAGAAUGAGAUAUGAAUACGAGUUCUACCACUACGUCAAAGAGCAGUUCCACCUGCUUAAGCGCAAGCUCGGACUGAAGUCUCACGCAAGCAGGCCUCCUCUGCGACCCCAGUUCUUCAUCCCCACCCCUCUGGAGACAGAAGAGCCCAUCGACGAUGAGGAGCAAGAUGAUGAAAAGUGGCUAGAAGAUAUUUAUAAGAGGUGAUACCAGCACCAGAUUGCCUCCGUGGCUUUACCCCCCUGUUCCAGAAAGUUCUUUGGGGAAGAAAAAUUCAGAAGGGACUUUCGUUAAUGCUCGGGUGCAUUAAAAAGAACAAAACAUUC